GUCACCGAUGUGAUGCCACCCCCAUUCUUUAUACCCACACCAAAUUAUCACCGUUAAUAUCAAUUCCAAACCCUCCUACAAAUUUGCAGAGCUCCACUUACUUCAAACCCUAGCUUCACUUCCUUCUCUCCGAGAUUGGAAUCUCCGAACAGAUCAUUCCACUCUGCAGAUCACUCCGGGUUUCAGGUGGUUUUUAUCUGUACGAAUCAUGUUUUGAUCAUACUCGAAUUCGCAAGAUCAUUAAUCUUGUGGUUUACUAAUCUCAAUGGGAGACUCGUCUUCGUAUGGGAUCCCUAAAGAGGCCAAGCUUGUGAUGUCUGGGAAAAAGCAGUCUCCGAAUUACAUAGUUGCUUCGCGCUCUAAGGCCUCUUUGCAAAGCUUGGGAGCACUUGGACUUGGUAAUAAUGGUGUGGUCAGCCAGGCAGCAGUGUUUCUGCUCAAAGUGGCUGCAUUGGAGGCAGCGCGGAGGCUCUCCAGGGCCAAGUGGCCCUGGCUGUGGCGCGGCUUCCAGGCUUUGCAAUUUCUGUGUUAUCCACCGUUUAAGUGGCUUCGGAGAUUCGCUCCCUUCAAGGCUCUGGUCGACAACUUGCAGACGGUUUCGAAGCCAUUACUAGCCCUCUCCAUCGCAACGGCUUUUACUGAUGAAUUAGAAUUCGGUCCUAGAACUUCAGAUGAUGUCAACAAUACUGAUGCACGUCCAGAAGUAUCCUCUGCAGAGUCUGCUUUGGAUACAAGCGUUUCUGAAGAAGUUCCUCAAAAUGUAGCAUCUGAAGGAUGGUUGAUACAACUUCAUAACGAGCUUGAAAGACAAGGGCUUAGCUUGCCAGAAAGAAUUGACGAGGAGGAACUUCGCAGGUUCUACACAGCUGCUAACAGAGACUUCUCGAGCUUUCUGUCUGCAAUAAAGAAGACAAUCAGGUGGAGAGAGACUUAUGGAAUUCUUUCAGUCCAGGAGCUUGAGAAAUGGUCAAAUAUGGUUUUCUGGCAUGGAUUUGAUGUGAAACACCGACCUUGCCUUAUAGUACGGCUUGGACUAGCUUGCAUCAGCUUGCCAUCUCACGAUAAACCUCGCUUUGCUCAAGCAAUCAUUUCUCAAGUUGAUCAUGGAGUCUUUCAUUUACUUGAUGCCAACAAUUCCCAAAUUACAGUUGUAGUAGAUUGUGAAGGUCUAACUCCAUUGAAAAUUCCCAUGCAAGUAUUGAGAACUUGUUCUUCGCUAUUGCAAGAUCACUUUCCCAACCGUCUUGGCUGUCUGUUUGUUGUACGGCUUCCUCCAAUGCUUCGUGUUAUUGCCCAAACUUUUAUCCAAGUUUUGAAACCUUACACCCGAGAAAAGUUGAGAAUUGAAGGGAAUAUGUACCGGAAGAUUCUCUCUGAGUGCCUAGAGACACUCCCAUCAUAUCUUGGUGGCAAAUGCCUCUGCAGAAUAUGUUCAGAUAUUAACACGAAAGAUAUGCAGCAGCCUCGCACAAAUGAUAUUAUGAAGAGAGAGCUGAGAGUGAGUGUUUGUGAGGGUGGGAGUUUACACUCUCCCGAUCCAACUUGUGAGACCGAGGUUGAACCGAACCAUAACUGUGAUCAGCUGCUGAGAACUGCCAUAGUGAGCAUCCUUAUGUUUUGGAUUUUAAUAGCUUUUAUUGCUGGAUUAUAUGACCCUGGAAGCAGUCCCUUUUCUUCUUCAUGAGGUAAAACCACAGGAGCCGGAAAACUCUUUUUCCCCUCUCUGGCUGAUUUCUUGCCAAGUGUCUUCUUUAAAAAUAGCCUAUCAAUGUAUCUUAUAAGUUUCCCACAGACGGGAUGUCUUGUCAUAUAUUAGUUAGUAUAUUUGGUGGCAUAACUUGUACAAUUAGCUUGAUUUAUGAAAUAGUUGAAUAAAGCAUCAAGUUUUCAUUUUUUGCUUCUAA
Molecule: messenger RNA, 1904 nt
Organism: Rosa rugosa (rugosa rose)
Lineage: Eukaryota; Viridiplantae; Streptophyta; Magnoliopsida; Rosales; Rosaceae
Exons: 7
Coding region: 266-1684 (472 amino acids)
Source: RefSeq, a predicted model, not a curated record